Messenger RNA from Fimicolochytrium jonesii, 687 nucleotides. RefSeq lists its product as uncharacterized. Bases 1 to 687 code for a protein of 228 amino acids. Lineage: Eukaryota; Fungi; Chytridiomycota; Chytridiomycetes; Spizellomycetales; Powellomycetaceae. The record is from RefSeq and is a predicted model, not a curated record. The transcript is spliced from 2 exons.
AUGGCGUUAAAGAACACCAUCACGCUUACAACAGAUGUGACUGGUAUAUUGCCUCUUGCGAACGUUGACGCCCAAGUAAGCACGAAAGCCUACGUCGAUGCUCAGACAUCAACAGUUGGCGCAGGAUUGUCAAAGUCAGGCACGGCCAUUUCAGUCAACACGGACCAGUCGGCUGUUAUCACCAAAGUUGGAACUCUGCAAGGGUUGAGUGUUACAGGCGACGUGACCAUAUCAGGGAACGCCAUCAUCUCGACAGCCCCAACAGCAGAUACACAUCUUACAAAUAAGACUUAUGUUGAUACGCUUCUAAGUGCAGGAACCGGUUUAACACGUACAGGAAACAAUUUCUCUGUCAAUGUGGCUCAACCUCAGAUAACAUCGGUUGGAACUUUAUCAUCAUUGAACGUUAAUGGAAAUGCGAACUUUGCUGGAGAUGUCACGGUGUCAGGAAAUGUAGUUGUAUCAACUGUCCCGACAUUGGGGACACAUCUCACAAAUAAGACUUAUGUUGAUACGCUUCUUAGUGCUGGAACAGGAUUGACACGUAGUGGAAACGCCUUUAGCGUAAAUCCUGCUCAGCCUCAAAUUACAAGCGUUGGAACUCUAUCAUCUUUGAAUGUGCGCUCCAAGUUGUUGGAGGAGUUGGUGUGGGGAAAAGUGUGGUGGUUGGCGGCACCGUAUUCCUAG